This is a messenger RNA of Cicer arietinum (chickpea), 1623 nucleotides long. RefSeq lists its product as uncharacterized. Lineage: Eukaryota; Viridiplantae; Streptophyta; Magnoliopsida; Fabales; Fabaceae. The record is from RefSeq and is a predicted model, not a curated record.
UAUGAAUUAAAUUAGAGAAAUUGCACUCUACAGAGAGAGAGAGAGAGCCACCCACCCACCUUGAUUCAGUGAUCCUCACAAACCGGCGUAAUCCAUUUGCACCAAAAUCGCAACAAUACUUCAAACAUUAAUUCAUCCAUACGAGGUUUAUCUCUUCCUUCAUCAAAUCUCUCGUCUUUAAGGGCAAAGUUUGAUUUAUACAUUUCCAAGUUUUCAUCGACAUUCUGAUAAGAAGAGUUUUGCUAUAAGGAUUUUCUUGAUGGGUUCAUUUCUUGUGAUAGUAUAGUCGAACUAGUGUAAACAACAUGGAGGAUAUUCAAUUGAACAUCAAUUGGGACGAUGUUGUUUGUCCCAUAUGUUUGGAUAUUCCUCAUAAUAGUGUGCUCCUUCAAUGUUCGUCGUAUGAUAAAGGAUGCCGUCCUUUAGUCUGCGACACAAACCAAUUGCAUUCGAAUUGUUUGGAUCGUUUUAAAAGUGCUUGUGGCAUGCCAUCCUCUUUGGUUUCGGAUGCAUUUUCUGUUGAAAAUGGCGAGCCUGUGGUAUUGGAUUCGGAUGGUCAAUGCAGUCUAACUUGCCCUUUGUGUAGAGGUCAAGUAUCUGGGUGGAUUGUUCUCGAUAAAGCUCGCACACAUCUUGACGUGAAGAAGCGUUGUUGUGAUGAGGUGAAAUGUAAAUUCACAGGAAGUUAUUCAGAGCUACAAAAGCAUGCUCAACUUGAACACCCUCAUGCGUGUCCGUCGAAAAUUGAUCCCGCUAGAUUGCUUGAUUGGGAGAAUUUUCAGCAAUCCUCGGAGAUCAUAGAUGUUUUGAGCACUAUCCAUUCAGAAAUCCCACGUGGGAUGGUUUUGGGAGAUUAUGUGAUUGAAUAUGGUGAUGACGACGAUAGAGAUGAGUACGACGACUUCCCUGGAGACAAUGGUAACUGGUGGACCUCGUGUAUUUUGUAUCAGGUCUUUGAUAACUUUAGAAGUUCUAGAAAUAGGAGAAGGAUAAGAAACAGUGAUGCACGAAGGGGUAAUCGCCGUUUAAGUUAUGACACUUCAAAUUCUGACGAAGGUUCUAUAGCAUCCGUGGAUUAUGCUGAUUACAGGAUAGAUGAGACCGAUGAUGAGAUUGUAAACACAGGUGGCUCCUCAAGGCAUAGCAGUGGUUAUCGCAGAUCACGACGGCGCCAAUCACCGCGUUCAUGACAUUUAGGUUCACGAUAUGAUUCGAAGCAGGGCGGAAUGAGGAAUGGUCAAGUAAAAAUGCGCCUAUCUAUGCAAAAUUACAUCUAGAUCAACUAUUGCACUUUCAAUGAGAUGUGCAGAUUGGAAGACUUUAUGAACUUGUCAUUUCCAUUUCGACACAUACUCUGUUUCUUUUAUAAUUAGUUUUUUUUUUCUUUUUUUUAUUUAUUUAUAAACUUUUAUGAUUAGUUUUAAAAUCACAUUCACUUAUCAAGUCUAAGUGAAGAAGGUAUGCUAGCAAUAGGAUGCCCUUUAAUUUACUCAUGGGCAUAGUGAUUUCAUCACCAGCAUUGUGCUGCAUACUUAUGCAAUAAUGAUUUUUAUGCAACAAUUAUUAUUUUAAAUUCUCAUUUCCUUGUACAUAUGUUUCUAUGUUUAUAUAUAUAUAUACAUA